This is a messenger RNA of Brienomyrus brachyistius, 4052 nucleotides long. RefSeq names its product ubiquitin-conjugating enzyme E2D 4 (putative) (gene ube2d4). The record is from RefSeq and is a predicted model, not a curated record. Gene Ontology annotation, biological process: ubiquitin-dependent protein catabolic process; protein polyubiquitination. Bases 202 to 645 code for a protein of 147 amino acids. NCBI's taxonomy places the organism in Eukaryota, Metazoa, Chordata, Actinopteri, Osteoglossiformes, Mormyridae. The transcript is spliced from 7 exons. Gene Ontology annotation, cellular component: nucleus. Gene Ontology annotation, molecular function: ubiquitin conjugating enzyme activity.
GCGCUGGAUGCUGGUGUCACCGGCGAGAGGAGAGCGGAUGAGGGAGACCGGGACCUGGCGUGCGGACAGAGGCUUAAAACACAGGCGUUCAUCCUGCGAUACUGACAAGGGAUUCUAGAUAUACUUCAAAAUCACCGUGUGUCACUUUUAUGUAUAAUACUAUCUUUCUCACGGACCUAUAUUAAGUAUAAUAAACCAGCGAUGGCGUUGAAAAGAAUUCAAAAGGAACUGACAGAUUUACAGAGAGAUCCUCCAGCACAGUGUUCAGCGGGACCAGUCGGCGAUGAUUUAUUUCACUGGCAGGCAACAAUCAUGGGGCCGAAUGACAGCCCAUACCAAGGGGGGGUCUUUUUUCUGACCAUCCAUUUCCCCACUGAUUAUCCCUUCAAACCACCAAAGGUUGCGUUCACCACAAAGAUCUACCACCCGAAUAUCAACAGCAACGGCAGCAUCUGCUUGGAUAUUUUGAGGUCACAGUGGUCACCUGCUCUCACGGUUUCCAAAGUUCUACUGUCCAUCUGUUCCUUAUUGUGUGAUCCAAACCCCGAUGACCCCCUGGUACCAGAGAUCGCACACACCUACAAAGUGGACAGGGAAAAGUAUAACAGACUUGCCAGGGAAUGGACGCAGAAGUAUGCAAUGUGAAGCUUUUCAAAACUGCAAAAAAAAAGAAAAAAAAGAAAAGAAAAACAUACAUACACAUACAGGAAAACAAAAACAUUUUGCUUGACAUGAGCGUGAGUGUUGGGGAGGGGGAGGGAACAAGUGAACUGCAUCACCAGAUUGAAGACGGACAAGGAGAGAGACGCAGUCUGACUGACGGGCGCCAUUGGCCGUGAGUCACGGGGUUCAGAGGUGCUGGGCUGGACGGCCGCUGCCCAGUGUCGCUGUGGAGAAGGAACAGGCCUCAUCUCUAAGCGUGCCCGGCCGGCGCCCUGCUACAGGGACUGUCUUUUACUACUACUGCUACCACUUCCUCUACUAUUCUACUAGUAUCACUAUCAUCAACAUAAUGACCCAUGGUUACUGUUUUUUAUUAUUGCUAUUAUUAUUAUUAUUAUUGUUGUUGUUCUUGUAAUGAAGAUUAUGCUACUGAAUGCUGAAUAUUGGGUUGAGAAGCUGAGUCUCCGAGGCUAAACACUCCUUUGCCCCCCCCCCCACCCCCGAAUGUCGUGUGUUUCUGUACGCAUAAGAGUGCAGUGGCCAUUUGCCGUAUUAACGUCGUUAACCUUCUCCCGGGCCUUGUUCUGCUGAGAAGAAUCAAAGUAGGGAGAGACUCAAUCAUGGUCAGCUAUGGCAAUUAAAAAAAAAUAAUAAUAAUUUGAAGGGUAUUUUGAGGCAGAAUUCUGGGGACCCUACUAUGUACUCUUAUACGUAGGUGGAUCCCACUGGGGGGGGGUUGUGCUGUGACAGAUGUGUGUGUGUUUUUUUCUCCCCCAAGUGAGGCACAAUCAGGGUUGGUCUUUGACUAUGGACAAAACAAAAAUGGAGGACAGGCUGCGUCGCAGUGCAGAAGACACUUUCUAUCUUGUCUCCCUUCUGCCACGAAAGAAUCAUCUAAGUUUCUAGUUGCAGUGUGUCUCUGUGACCUUAGUCCUGGUAAAGGGGAAGAAACACUACUUAAGGUGUAACUGGAUCCAGUACAGCAGUGCUCAGUACAGCCUUAAAGGGGACAGCUUCCUGGCUACUGGCUGCCAGCCUUUGCCCAUCACUAAGACUGUGAUAAUCUAAGCUGGCACAGAACUGUUAAAUACAUACUUUAUUCCUGACCCCUCCUUUGGUGUGAGACGCAGACCUGUGUUGCAUGGCAUGCAGAGGUGCUGGUUCAUUUCAAAAGUAUUCUGAAAUACUGCAGCUGUAUUCAAGUAGUGUGUGCAGGGACCCAGCUCUGUGAGGGGACCCCUUUUCAGCCUCUCUCUUCCCACUCUGCUGAUCCUGGUGUAUGUGUGUGUUAUACUUAUGGAGUUUAUGGACAUUUAUGAUGUCCUAAAAGUCAGCUGUCCAUGUACUGUUUUAUCCUGCUUCGCGAAGACCUUGAAGAAACUGGAAAAAGAAACACACUAACAAGGCUUUAAUUUUGUUUUCUGAACAAUUUGAAGUGUAAUGGUUUUCUCCUUUCGGUCUGAAGCUUGAUCAAUGACUUGGGCCAGACCUUUUUACAGGAAAAUUCAGUAUUCUUUUUUUUUUUUUUUUAAUUAGUUAACUGUUCCAUUCUGGAGCUGAUCUAACAUUUUAUCAUUCUUACGUUUAGUUCUGUCCCUUAUUUUUGCAAAGAAAUCACUGGGUGUAGUGCUGAACUCAGGGUUGAAAUUUAACGUGGAACAAUGUUCUAUCCCUUUAAAAGGUUGAUGCAAUUAUUGAUGGGCUACAAAAAGGUUUUUUGACAUAUUGAACUGCAAGAGUUUCAAGCAGAUUUUGAAAAACAAAUAGCCUAUUUUAAAACAAAAUUGACUAUUAUAUAAGUAUUGGUGAGAAAAAUAUACGUAAGUGUAAUUUAUCUAGAAACAAUGAGUGGUCUAGGCGUAUAUAUUCACCUUAAAUUUCGACAAAACCCACUUAAACGGUUUUGACAUACUGAUCGUCUGCAAAGGUGUACCUAAGCAAUAUUAUAUAAUAUUAUAUAAACUAGAUGUGUGCUGGUUUUAAGUGUUAAAUCAUGAAUGUAAUACACUAGUUUUCAGAAAGUAUUCAAGCUAAAUUCCUGGAAAUGUGAUUGAUCUGCCCCUACUUUCAAAUGAGUGCCCGAUUGUACUACUUAAACAAAACUGGUGCUACUGUUCUGUUAUUUCAAGCUCUUUUUUGUCAGUCUGUUUGCAACUGUGGUUGGUUUCAGGUCUUUUGACACCGGGACAUCUAUUUUCUCAAUAAAAGUCAAAAGGAGACUAAUGCGGCCGACCUGUGGUCUAGUGAACUGCAGGGCAGACAGGCAUCUUUCUCUCGGACGUCAGCAAGGUGUGGCAAACCGCUUGCUGAUGGCGGUAAGGAGAUCUGCGCUGGAAACAUUUCGCUUUGUGGUUGGGGAUUGACUAGUUUUGAGUAGUUCAGGCAGCUACAGGGGCCCAAACAGCCUGUUAAAAGCAUCUAAAGCCUCACUACCCUCUUUCACAUGCUUGUUUCAUUACCCAAUCCACCUUUUCUCAAGAGCACAUGUUCUUGCCAUGUGAUAAAUUAAGGCUAUGAUUUUGCAACAGAUCAUUUUAAUACAUUUAAUAUCCUACUACGGCUUUGCACAGAAAAAUAAGAUCACUAUAUUGGCACCCCAUGGUAGUCUGUAAUGCUUUUGAAUGUAUCUUUUACACACAAGUGUUUUUACAGCAGGGAAGAACAAUUGACUGUGGAUGUAUUGAUUUAGAACACUGGAAUGAUUAUAAACUGUAGCUAAAUUCUUAUGCUUUUAUAUAUAAUUAUUUAUUUGUUUUUUUUUUUGUAUGUGUCUUCCAGUUGUUGGCUUGAGUGCAAGCAGCCUCGUUCAUUACCUUUUUUCUUUAAAAAAAAAAAUUGCUUUAUUUUUCCCACUAAGUGAAGAUGGUGUGUAACUCAUUGGGAUGUGUUGUGUGCUCCAGUUCAUCAGCAUGCUGUGCACAUUGGAAAAAAAAAGUAACUUGUUUACAGCCAUACGCAAGAUUUCAGGGAUUUACAUUACGAUUCGUACGCCUGUCUUGACACCUUUGGCAAAGUUUUAGCCUUAAUUUGGUUUAUCCUACAUAUGGAUAUUGUGAAAUGUCAACUAGGGCUUCAUCACUUUUUCCAUCAAAGGGGGAAACUACAAUUUCAUGUCAGCAGGAGCCUAGGAGGGGGAAUUCAGCGUAAACAUUACCCUCCUUUUCUUACACCAAAACUUGCGAACUUGAAAUGCUAGAUACCUCCCGUUUUAAGAUACUUAAACAGCUUACUGGUCUUAACAAUGCUAUGUGUCUGUGCUAAACUCUGUUGCCCCCCCACCCCCCCCCCCACCCAGUACCACCAACACAGCUUCCCUCCCAGUGCAUUCUGGCUGAGAAGAAAGUCCAAGGUGUCAACACUGAAUAAACAAAGCUCUUUUUGUUGUACAA